Magnolia sinica is the source of this 1604-nucleotide messenger RNA. RefSeq lists its product as uncharacterized. Bases 40 to 1338 code for a protein of 432 amino acids. Gene Ontology annotation, cellular component: ribosome. The record is from RefSeq and is a predicted model, not a curated record. The transcript has 5 exons. NCBI's taxonomy places the organism in Eukaryota, Viridiplantae, Streptophyta, Magnoliopsida, Magnoliales, Magnoliaceae. Gene Ontology annotation, biological process: translation. Gene Ontology annotation, molecular function: structural constituent of ribosome.
GGCCAUCUCCUUCCUCCCCAAAACCCAAAACCCCACCAGAUGGCGCUGCAGCUCCGCUCCGGUUGCAGAAAAACCGUACAAAUACAAAACCCUAGCCUCUGCCAUCUCUUCUCUUCUUCUUCCUCCUCCAAUGGCGGAGAAGACGAUAAACCUCCAUCCGCUUCUUCCUAUUUAAGCAGCAUCAAAGCCAGCCUCCGCCAAUCUCCUCCUCCUCAAUCUCGAUUUCGAAGCCCUUAUCCUCCUCUUCCCCCUCCCAAACCCUCGAAGGUCGCCUCCCUUGAAGAAAUCCGCAAAAACCUCUCCGAAUUCCGCCGUCGAUCCGCUGCCCCACCCCCUUCCGACGGCCGUUAUUCCUCCUCCCCUCCCACCAUCUCUUUCCAGGAUCUCUACAAGAGCAACGUCAUCGGCAAGGGCCCCAAUGCCAAUGCGGACUCUGCCAAGCUGUCCUUCCAGUCGAUCCGCGAGAGCAUCCGCCAGCUCCGGUCGUCGAAUCCGACGGCUGGGACCGAUCGGUCGAGGGGGAUGCAGGGGGAGAUCCGGAGCCCACUGUCUCUGAAGGCCUUGAAGGAGAGCUUGAAGCUGAAGCCGCCGGAGGAUUCUGGGAUCGGCUCUGGGUCGCUGCCGACGUCGAUCUUCGGGCGGGAGAUGGGGGAGGUGAAGACGGAGGCGGAAUCGCAGGCGGCGAGGAUGGAGUUCGUGAGGAUGUAUAGUUAUGGGGAGUUGGGAGAGAAGCUGAAGAAGCUGAGGCCAGCGGAGGCUGGAAGUAAGAAGAAAAAGGAGUGGUUUUCACUGGGGGAGUUGAAUGAGAGGCUGAAGAAGCUGAGGGAGAUUGACGAGAAGGAGACAGAAGCAGGGAUAGGAGGGGUGACGUUUAAAGACCUGAGGGAUAGCUUGGUCAGGUUGCAGAAUUCCGAUGCCAGCACUAAGAGGUCUUCAACUGUGCAGAGAUUGGCUAUUUUGGGCCAGCUUGGUGGGCAAGUUACCUCAACCUUUAUGUUAUCACCUCCUAAGGAACAAUUGGUUGAAAAAUAUUUCCACCCAGAUAACAUGUCUUCAGCAGAAAAGCUGAAGCUGGAGCUUAAAAGGGUUAGAGAUGAGUUUAAAAUGUCAGAAUCAGAUUGUGGAUCUUCACGUGUUCAAGUGGCACAACUUACAACAAAAAUCAAGCAUCUGUCAUCACAUCUGCAUAAAAAGGAUAAGCACUCCCGGAAGGGUCUUCAAGAAAUGAUCCAAAGGAGGAAGAAGCUGCUCAAAUACCUUCGCAGGACCGACUGGGAUUCGUAUUGCCUUGUUCUUUCCAAGCUUGGGCUUAGGGACAAUCCGGAUUACAAGAACUAGAGAAUUCAGCACCUGCGAUUGAUUAUCAGUCACUGGAUCCUACAUGUUGUCCUUGGAUGAGCUUAAUUGAGGCUAGCAAUCCAUUGAGUGUAAGUGGAUCCAGACUCAACUGAAAGUUGAGAUGUAUUGAGAAUUUUCAGCUUUUAUUUUUCUACUUUUGUCAGUGUUGUUAUCUAUGCUAAUCAUUGAUCCUUGUUACUCCUAUGUGGACGAUUUUCCCAUUUUUUUUUAUGGGUCCACAAAAGAAGAAAAAAAUCGUUUGGUGA